Molecule: messenger RNA, 3450 nt
Organism: Trichobilharzia szidati
Lineage: Eukaryota; Metazoa; Platyhelminthes; Trematoda; Strigeidida; Schistosomatidae
Source: the annotation of a GenBank genome assembly
GUUGUUUCAGUGGUUAAUUUGUGUCGUCUUAAGGUCGUCGAUUUUUUCUCUCUCAAUGAAAUUUUUCGCCACCAAAGCUCCGAACGAGGAAGUUUCACUGACAAACAGAGUGUUUUUCAACCCAAAGGAUUUUAAUGAGAAACUAAACUGUGUUGCUAUCCAUACAGCUGCUGAGAAAUACAUCUUCCGUGGUGGCCCACAUGAAGGUGUGCCACAAGGGAAAGUCGCCUUUGGAUUGGCCCAGCGUAAAUGGGGAAAUAUAUCGUUGGAUGAACCGCUUGAUGUUCAACCGCAUACAUUCAAUUUAGCUCGUGAAUGUCUCGGCUCUGCAGUGUUGGCUGUAGACUUCAAUAAUAAGAAGAUGUCUACAAGUGAACCACUGGAUUCAGAUCGAAUGGCUUUAGAGUUUAGCAUGCAAUUUGCUGAUACACCAUUGACUGUUGGACAACUGAUCUUAUUUCGAUUUAAUAAGAAAUUAUUCCAAAUUGAAGUGAAAAAGUUGUCAAGAUACACAACCAAAGCUUUAUCCAUGGAUGGUGGUGAUAUGGACAAUAGUAAAAUAGGCAUGCUGACUGGGAAUACAGUGAUACGAUGGGAGCGUCAACCAGAUUCAAAGUUACUGCUAAUUGGUAAAGCUGCACUGGAUGGUGAUGGGGCCAGUGCUCUUGGUGGUGGCGGUGGUUACCAGAGCAUCAUCAAUCCUAACUGGGAUUUUAAUCAAAUGGGUAUCGGUGGAUUGGAUAAAGAAUUCUCAGCUAUAUUCCGAAGGACUUUUGCUUCAAGAAUGUUUCCACCAGCUGUUGGAAAACAACUUGGCUUAAAACAUGUUCGUGGUAUCCUUUUGUACGGUCCACCUGGUACCGGGAAAACAUUAAUGGCACGACAAAUUGGUAAAAUGCUGAAUGCACGUGAACCAAAAAUUGUCAAUGGUCCAAGUAUAUUAGAUAAGUAUGUCGGUGAAUCUGAGGCGAAUAUUCGCAAGUUAUUCGCUGAUGCUGAAGAAGAAGAAAAACGUAUGGGUGCACAUUCUGCUUUGCAUAUUAUUAUAUUUGAUGAAAUUGAUGCAAUUUGUAAAUCACGUGGAUCUACAGCUGGUGGUGCUGGCGUGCAUGAUACAGUGGUGAAUCAACUUUUAACUAAAAUGGAUGGAGUUGAACAAUUGAAUAAUAUACUGGUCAUUGGUAUGACUAAUCGUCGUGAUAUGAUUGAUGAAGCACUUUUAAGACCUGGACGUUUUGAGAUGCAAAUGGAAAUCUCCUUACCAGACGAAGAUGGUCGACUGCAGAUUCUAAAUAUACACACUGCAAAAAUGCAACAAUCUGGAAAAUUGGCUCGUGAUGUCGACUUGAAGGAGUUGGCUGUAAAGACCAAGAAUUUCAGUGGUGCUGAAAUUGAGGGCCUAUGUCGAGCUGCUGCAUUUACAUCUAUGUAUCAGUUAAUUAGUCCAUCUGGAAAGACUCAGCUGGAUCCUGAUGCAUUUGAUCGAUUACUGGUGAAACGUGCUGAUUUCCUGUAUGCAUUAGAACAUGAUAUUAAACCGGCAUUUGGUGUAUCUGAAGAAGAACUCAGUUGUUAUUCACCACGUGGUAUAAUGAUGUGGGGUGAAACUGUCUCGCAGGCAUUGGAUAUGGGUCGGCUGGCAGUAUCAGCUGUAAAAGAACCUGAUGUUGAAACGUAUCGACCGUUAACUCUACUCCUUGAAGGUCCACCGAAAGCUGGUAAAACUGCACUGGCUGUUGAAAUUGCCCGGCUGUCUGGAUUUCCAUUCAUCAAAAUUGUUACAUCGCAUAAAAUGAUCGGAUUUACUGAAAUGGCUAAGUGUGCUGCAAUGAAAAAGAUUUUUGAUGAUGGUGCAAAAUCCCCGUUGAGUGUAAUCAUUGUGGAUAAUAUUGAAGGUCUGAUCGAGUAUAAUCCAGUUGGUCCAAGAUUUUCUAAUUUUAUGGUUCAAGCAAUUCGUGACUUGGUAUCUCAGCCAUUAAAAGCGGGUCGACGUAUGCUUGUACUGGCUACAACAAGUUGUCGUGAAGCCUUGACGGAUCAAAAUCUUACACAAGCCUUUUCAUGGCAUGUUCAUAUUGGUAUGCUGUCACGAGCUAAGCAUAUUGCUGCUGCUUUGGAAGAAGAUGCACGCUUCACGGUGAAAGAACAACAAAUUAUUGAAAAAUCUCUUGCUGGUCGACACUUAUGCAUUGGAAUUAAACAUCUACUUGAUUUGAUUGACUUGGUUUCAAAGAAUGAUGCUGAUCAUCGUGUUGCUGCAUUUCUUGCCAAGUUGGAAGAAGUUGGUAUUGUCGAUGAAUAAGACCUUCUUUCUAUUUAUCUAUCUAUCUUUCUAUUCAUACGUACAUACAUACAUAUAUGUAAUAUUUAUCUUUAUACAUCAUGUCAUAAAGGUUGUGUUAUAUUAUGAAAUAUCUUUUGAAUACAAAUCAUUCCUAUCUUCUAUAUUUACCUAUUUAUUUAUUUAUUCGUCCACUAUAUGGAAUUUUGUGUCCACAGCACGCAAUAUUCUCUCUUUUUUCCUCUGCAUUGAUGCUACUUAUCCUCAUAAAUGACAAUGAAAAGCAUAACACAUUCCAUGAUGGGAUAAUUGACUACACUAUACUCUGACAGCUUCCGCUCAACAACACCUUACUCUCUGUCUCCCUCAGGCGCGCGCGCGCGCACGCACUCUCCCUCUCUCUCUUUCUUCAUCAUCAAAUGCGUGUUUUCUAAUUAUUUAUUUAUUUAUUUAAAGGUGAGUUAUUAUAGCGAGAAAUUCAUUCAUUCAUACGCACCAUGGUAUUUCCUUCUUCAACGUAUGCUUGCUCAAAGGCAUUUUUAUCUAUCUAUCUACCUAUCUAUAUAUAUAUAUAUAUAUAUACAACAACGUCGCUCAUUGAAUAGAGAAGGGUAUGUGUGAAAGGGAGAGGGGGGAAGCUGGGACGUUUCUGAGUGUCGUUGUUUUAUAGAGUGGGAUUCAUGUACUGCUCAAUUUAUUUAUUUAUUGACAUACAUGGCUUUCCUCUUCUUCCUCUCCAUCUGCUUUCUCUCCUUCUUCAAAUCAACUACGCACCACUGCUCAUGCAUACACAUUUUAUUACGUAAUUUAUCCACCGUUGUGACAACAGUUAUUAUUGUUAUUAUUAUUAACGGCCUUUUUUAUUAUCAUUAUUUUUUAUUAUCCUCAUUCUCUUCUUCUUCUUCUACAUUGAAUUGGCUGUUUUGUAAUGUGUGGGUAUGUUUCUUUUCCUUCAAAGUCCCUUUUUAAUCGAAAUUCCUACUGUGAUGUGCGUGUGUGUGCAUGUGUCUGUUAUGAAUAGUAUAAUGUGAUAAAAUAUUUCCUUUACACACAAUUCUAUAAAAUACUGUUUUAUUUAUUUAUUUAUUUAUUUAUUAAUAAUUGUUUUCAAGAGUAGUUUGUAGGGAUUUGAUCUCUUUGAUAUAUCUGAUCACGGCUGUUUCGUCCUG